Molecule: messenger RNA, 603 nt
Organism: Kogia breviceps (pygmy sperm whale)
Lineage: Eukaryota; Metazoa; Chordata; Mammalia; Artiodactyla; Physeteridae
Gene: TEX35
Product: testis expressed 35
Exons: 9
Coding region: 1-603 (200 amino acids)
Cellular component (GO): nucleus
Source: RefSeq, a predicted model, not a curated record
AUGUCAGCCAAGAGGGCAGAACUGAAGAAAACAAACCUGAGCAAGAAGUACAAGGCAGUUUGCCUGGAAUUGAAGCCAGAGCUCCUCAAGACAUAUGACUACAAAGGAGCUAAACAAGAAGGGCCAUUUAGCAAACCAGGAGGGACAAAGGAGCUAAAGAAUGAACUCAGGGAGGUGAGGGAAGAGCUCAAGGAAAAAAUGGAGGAGAUAAAACAGAUAAAAGAUGUAAUGGACAAGGAUUUUGAAAAACUCCAGGAAUUUGUGGAGAUUAUGAAGGAAAUGCAAAAGGCUAUGGAUGAGAAGAUAGAUGUUUUAAUAAAUAUACAGAAGAACAGCAAGCUUCCUCGCAGGAGAGGACCAAAGGAUCAGCAAGACGAACUCAGGCUGAUAGGAAAGACAGACGCAGACCCACAGGUCCUGCUGAAGAAAAUGGAUGGAGCUGACGGAGAACCACUUGCCCUUCACAAAAAGAUGAUGGCACUGCAACAACCAAAAAAGGAUCCAAUGGAUUCCCUUCACCAAUGUGAUACCUGCUGUGAGAAAUGUUUGUUGUGUGCCCCAAAGAACAACUACAAUCAGGGGCAACUUCCAUACCAGGCCUGA